Messenger RNA from Scylla paramamosain (green mud crab), 4512 nucleotides. RefSeq lists its product as uncharacterized. The transcript is spliced from 13 exons. NCBI's taxonomy places the organism in Eukaryota, Metazoa, Arthropoda, Malacostraca, Decapoda, Portunidae. The coding region runs from base 96 to 3230 and encodes 1044 amino acids. The record is from RefSeq and is a predicted model, not a curated record.
GCCCCAAGCACUCCCCCCAUCUCCACCCCUGGACACCUGGGCACGCUGAGCGGUUGUGCUGAUGCGGCGGGAGCAGCACUUCUCUCACAGCAGCCAUGGACGAGAGGUGGAGAAUGUAUGUUCUGGCGCUGGCGGUAGCUGUGUGCGCGACCUCCGUAAGGGCGACCCUCGACUUCAGCAUUGACACCACAUGGAACGGCGGCGCCCUUGACCACACGCCCGUCAAGUUCAGCCUUUCCGCCAGCCCCGACCAGCAGCACCUCCUCCUCAACAUCACGGCGCCCUUCUUCAACGACCCACCUGCCCCUCCGGGAACCCCUGGCCAGCCCUUCUAUGGUCUGUGGGAGUACGAAGUGAUGGAAGCGUUUUUCCUCAACAAUGCCAACCAGUACCUCGAGGUUGAGGUUUGCCCGUGGGGUCAGCACAUCGUGUUGCUGCUGAGUGGCCAGCGGGUCACCGUGCGUCAUUCCCUGCAGAUGAAGGUCGAGACGCACAUAGGUGUGAACACAUGGACAGGCUCAGCGGCCAUCCCCGUCACCUACCUGCCCGAGAGGGUUACCUUGUUCAACGCCUACGCCAUCCACGGGUCAGACGCGGAUCGUGUGUACGAAAGUUUGUAUCCGGCUCCCAGCACGGCGCCCAACCCAGACUUCCACGCUCUGGAGUACUUCAAGCCUAUUGACCUCUCCAGCAUCCUCCCCACGCAGGCCGAGGACCCCAUGAGUCAGCUGUGGAUGGACUCCCUGCAGGGACUGUUCCGUUACGACAUCGCCACCACCUGGAACGACCAGCCGCUGUCCACCCCUCUGGUUGAAAUCACCCUGCAAGGCUUUGAGGCUGGCGUGGAGAUGAACGUGACGGCGCCGUUCUACAAUGAUCCCGCUCCUCCAGGCACCCCCGGCAAGCCCUUCUACGGCCUCUGGGACUACGAAGUGGUGGAGAUGUUCUUCCUCAACAAGAAUGACGAGUACCUGGAGGUGGAGUUGGGGCCGUGGGGACAACACCUGCUGCUGCUCCUUCAGGGGGAGAGGAACCCCAUCAGACAUUCCCUGCCUCUGGACUACAUCAUCACGGAGAGGACUGACCCUGUGGGGAAUAAGCCAGGACAGUGGAAGGGGUCCGCCAUGAUCCCCCCGGGCUACUUCCCCCCCAACGUGACCCUCAUGAACGCCUAUGCCAUCCACGGGACAGACAAGGACAGGCAGUACCAGGCGCUGUACCCUGCACCACACGACGACCCACUCUACCCUAACCCUGACUUCCACAGACUCGAUCUCUUCCGCGCCAUUGACUUCGAGUUCCAGGUGAGAGACAACAAGGACUACUCCCAGGUGUGGCUGGACGCGAUGGGAUCAACAACGACCCCUGAAACUGAGGACGCCGCGCCAACCCCCUCGGUGCCAGAGACCGAAGAGGUGAUGAUGACGAGCCUUGGACCACUGAGCGCCGCCCAGACUAUCACCCCGGAGCCGGAGACAACCGAUCCUACCACUCCAGAGCCUCAGGAGCCUGCCACCCAGCAGCCUGCUACUCCUGAUACUACAGAGCCUGUACACCAUGCUGGCCUGGAGUCAAUACAUCAGGACACUGAAGAGGAGAAAAACGUCAUUAUUCUUGACGACACCAUCCUUCGUGAAGUGACCAACACCGAGAAACCAGAGCCCACCACGUUCACUCCAAGGUCGGUCAACACAGUUACUCCGGAGCCAUCAGAAACCAUUGCCGAGAACCCUACCGAUCCCGUUGAUACUAAGCCCACUGAAGCUGCUUCACAGGACCCAACCACACUGCCGCCCACGACUCCUGCCCCAACAACUCUUCCGGAGCCCUUGGAUCCAUCGACACCCACGCUGAGUCCCGAAAGAACCAGAACGGCGACACGCAGGAGACCCCACCCCCAAAGAGUGGACACUAACCAACACUCUGUUAAUUUUGCCUCGCCGAACCAACCUGACCGUCCUAGACGCCGCCGCCCUGUGCCCACACCUCUGCGGGUGCGGCCAAACAGACGGGUGGUAAAACAAAAGGUCCCGUCACUGCUAGGUUUGCCCAUUGAAGUCAAUCUCUCCCCAGAGGAUGCCUUCAUAGUGGAGCACAUUCUGUCUCGGCAGAACCUUGGAUUCCAGAAUGCUAACAAUCAAGCACGGCGAAAUCAACAAAAUGAGCAUCAGCAGUCCUUCCCACGCGAUCAGCAGCUGAGCGCUUCUAUAGGUCAGUUCCAGCCUCCUCGUGUUCAACAGAUUCAACCUCCUCACGAUCAGCAGUUCCAGCCACCACGUGAUGAGCAGUUCCAGCCGCCACGUGAUGAGCAAUUCCAGCCACCACGUGAUCAGCAAUUCCAGCCGCCACGUGAUGAGCAAUUCCAGCCACCACGUGAUCAGCAGUUCCAGCCGCCACGUGAUGAGCAGUUCCAGCCGCCACGUGAUGAGCAAUUCCAGCCACCACGUGAUCAGCAAUUCCAGCCGCCACGUGAUGAACAAUUCCAGCCACCACGUGAUCAGCAGUUCCAGCCGCCACGUGAUCAGCAGUUCCAGCCGCCACGUGAUGAGCAAUUCCAGCCACCACGUGAUCAGCAGUUCCAGCCGCCACGUGAUGAGCAAUUCCAGCCACCACGUGAUCAGCAGUUCCAGCCGCCACGUGAUGAGCAAUUCCAGCCGCCACGUGAUGAGCAAUUCCAGCCGCCAAGUGAUCAGCAAUUCCAGCCGCCACGUGAUCAACAGAUGCAGCCACCACGUAACCAGCAGUUCCAGCCCCCUGCAAAUCAGCAGUUCCAGCCACCACGUAACCAGCAGUUCCAGCCCCCUGCAGAUCAACAGUUCCAGCCUCCUCGUGAUCAACAGUUCCAGAUUCCUCGUGAAGAGCAAUUCACCGACCAUAAGGAGAAGCAGCAGCAGGAGAAGCCUCAGCGUCGUCCACCCUCAGCAAGGGAUGAGCAGCUCUCACCGUCGCGUGAGGGAGAGGCACCGCUGGCCGUGGAGGAGGAGAUUGGCGUGCAGGAGGUGAAGGAAGUUCUCGCUUCUUUGACUGAGGGAGCCGCAGCUCUGCCGCCGCCCCACCCCAUCUGCUUUUCUCCUGGCCUGGUCCCCGACGAGCAUCGCUGCUGGGUGUUCCAUGAGUGCGAGUUGGCGGACGGCCAGUGGCAAGUGUACUCGUGGAAGUGCAUCAGAGGCCACGUGUACGAUCCCGUCAGCGUGGCGUGCGUGCGAGGCAGGUGUCGGAGGCGUGGUUAAGAACGCUUGCUGAGUGACACCCUGAGUACGCCUUUCGUUGUCCCGGUGUUUCCUGAAGGGCGAUAGUUUCUUCAGUGUGAGUGUGGCUCCCUCUCGGGCCUUUGCAAUGUCUCUCUAGCGGCCGCAGCUUUAGAGGACUGUGUCUGUGUGACGUACGAAGACUUUCGGGGAAACUAUAUUCCAUUUCUAUAUCUUUUUCCCCCUGACACUCCCGCCAAGGAUUCCACAGUGAGGACGAGAUUAUCUCCUGUAUGUCUGCUGCCUGAUUGAACUUAAUAAUUUUUUUUUUUUGUUCGGUGUCUGAGUCACCACAUGAACUACAUUUUGAUUGCAAUACACGAGUUACAAUCUGCUUUACUCCUAUCCAUUAAAGUAUUAUAUAUAUAUAUAUAUAUAUAUAUAUAUAUAUAUAUAUAUAUAUAUAUAUAUAUAUAUAUAUAUAUAUAUAUAUAUAUUAGAGAUACUACGUAGAUGUCAAAUGAGAUGACAAUAAAGUAAGCAGUAAAACCAAACGUAAAUAUUUGUAAAUGUUACCCAUAACAGGACAUUUUCUCUGGUCCAGUUCCAUAACAUUCAAUGGGUGACUCUAAUAUUCUGGAGUGAAUAGCUUUUAAAAAUGAAAUAAAAUAAGAAUAUCGGAAACCUAUUUCGUCGACAUGUCCAAACAACAGGUGUACAGAUGAUGUGAAAAUAUGUAGAGAAAACUUACGAGGAGUAGUUGCGUGAGCACUUCAAUUUGCUUUUCCAGAUGUUUUAACGUUUUACAAUGACUCCUGUAACAAAUGGGUCAGAUUAAUAUGUUGUGUGUGACAAAGAAGAGAAAACCAUAUGGUAUAUCACCAACUACCUAUAGAAGUAAUGAGGUAUUAGAGUCCAACAGGUUUUGAUGACAGCCUGUGGGGCUCAAAGCUGUAGUGGUGAUUCGUGGAUGGGGAUUUGUAGUGCAUUCCGCGAGAUACAUCUUACUUCAGCUUUUAUUUAGUUUUCUGAGAGUUUGAGUUGCCAGGGAAAAGUAUUCGUGAUAGAUGAGUUAUGAUGAUUACCAGGAGUGUGUGUUGCUUUCUCCCGGCAGACUUACAAUCUGCAAGGGGUCCUAAGGGAGCCCAGGCUGAUGAUUGUAUCUUUUAAAUGUGUGUGUGUGUGUGUGUGUGUAGUCACUCUUCAUUAGAUACAGGUAGCCUAGUUAUUCUUGUUUAUGUCUAAUAGCAAGCACACCCUUUCACUCGCCUGUUAUUGGUUGACAGCCAUCUGUAUGAAUGUCUAUAAAUCUUAUGCAAAUUAA